UCUAACCUCGGGAAUACCGAAUUUAUCCAUGGUCUGAACAAGGAAGCUGGUAGUUAAGGUUUUGGGUCCCGCCAAAAUUAUUUGUUUCAGGAAGCAGUGUGACCUGGCACGACAAAACACUCUCCGAUGGCAUGGGAUGUCUAAUCUUUCGGGCGGAAUCUGGUUAGUAACGUUUCUGUUGGAUUCUCCUACCGGCAAACUCCAUUGAUUCUCCCCUGGAUGGUUUCUGGAUAAUCACUUGAUUAACGUAUAUCGCCAGCUGUUCGGUUAAAUUCGUCACUGACAUAGAACUGAAAUUUGAAAGCUCUGCACAGCAAAUCAAGCUUGAGGAGAGUUGAGGUGGCGAUGAGCAUAAGAUGGCCAAGAGUUUUAACUCCGACACAUCUCGCUCAAAUUAUAAGAACCCAAAAGAACCCGUUAACAGCUCUUCAAAUCUUCAAUCAAGCCCAACAAAAGUACCCCAAUUACCGCCACAACGGUCCCGUUUACACCACCAUGAUUGACAUUCUGGGAAACUCCGGUCGACUCUCCGAGAUGACACAAGUGAUUGAUCAAAUGAAAGAAGAUUCUUGUGAGUGCAAAGAUUCAACUUUUGCUGGAGUUAUCAGAACUUUUGCGAGUGCUGGAAUGGUAAAUGAGGCUGUAGAUCUUUUUAACAGCAUUCCUCAAUUCAAUUGUAUCAAUUUUACUCAAUCUUUUACUACCCUUUUGGGAAUCAUGGUGAAAGAGUCUGAUUUCAAAGCGGCUUAUCAGCUUUUUUUGGAGAAUUCUUGGAGGCUGGAAGUGAAAUCCAGGGUGAAAUCUUUGAAUUUGUUGAUGGAAGGGCUUUGUCAGUUUAAAAAAUCUGAUCUUGCUUUGAAUAUUUUUCAAGAAAUGGAUUUUCAAGGUUGUUAUCCGGAUAGGGAAAGUUAUAGGAUUUUAAUGAAGGGUUUAUCUGAUGAUGGGAGGUUAAAUGAAGCUACCCACUUGCUAUAUUCAAUGUUUUGGAGGAUUUCCCAAAAGGGUAGUGGUGAAGAUAUAGUGAUUUAUAGGAUUUUAUUGUAUGCUUUGUGUGAUAAUGGCAAGGUUGAGGAAGCUCUGGAACUUCUUGGUAAGAUUUUGAGGAAGGGUUUGAAGGCUCCUAAGAGCCGUCGACACCAGAUUGAUUUAAGUAGAUGUGCGAAUGGGGAAGAUUCAGAAGCUACCAAACGUUUGAUUACUGAAGCUUUGAUAAGAGGAGGAGUUCCUAAUAUGGGUAGUUAUAGUGCAAUGGCUAUUGAUCUUUACAAUGAAGGUAGAGUUGAUGAGGCUGAGACAGUGCUUGAUGAAAUGCGUAAGAAAGGGUUUUGGCCAUCAUUGUUGAUGUAUGAGGCAAAGGCAGAAGCUUUGAGUAAGAAAGGGGGAGUUAGUGAAGCAGUCAAGGUAAUUGAAGAGGAUAUAAAAGAGGGAACUUGUGUUCCAAGUGUUAGGUUGUACAAUAUUGUCUUGAAAUGCCUCUGUGAUGCAGGGGAUUCAGCAUUGGCUGUUGGGUACUUGAAGAAGAUGGCCAAGCAGGUUGGUUGUGCAGCUGACAAGCAAACUUACAGCAUUCUAGUUGAUGGGUUGUGUAAAGAUGGUAAAUUUGUUGAAGCAAGUCGGGUGUUGGAGGAGAUGGUGAUCAAAUCACAUUGGCCUGGUGCAGAAACUUACAAUAUUCUUGUAAGGGGGCUUUGUUCAGUAGGUAGGCAAUAUGAAGCUGUGAUGUGGUUGGAAGAGAUGGUUAGUCAGGGCAUGGUGCCACAUUUUUCUCUAUGGAACUCAUUGGUUGCAUCUGUUUGUUGUAAAAGGAGUGACAUCGAUGCUUGCUUUGAGGGCAUUUUGACCCAGUAAUUACAAUUUGUAUGGAACAAUGAAUUUGGGCAAAAAGUUCAGCAACAACUUGGCUUUGUGUGGAAAUAAAUUCGUCAGGAAUUAUUGUC
Messenger RNA from Theobroma cacao (cacao), 1937 nucleotides. Its product is annotated as Tetratricopeptide repeat (TPR)-like superfamily protein. Lineage: Eukaryota; Viridiplantae; Streptophyta; Magnoliopsida; Malvales; Malvaceae. Gene Ontology annotation, molecular function: protein binding. The record is from RefSeq and is a predicted model, not a curated record.